Molecule: messenger RNA, 846 nt
Organism: Meyerozyma guilliermondii ATCC 6260
Lineage: Eukaryota; Fungi; Ascomycota; Pichiomycetes; Serinales; Debaryomycetaceae
Exons: 1
Coding region: 1-846 (281 amino acids)
Cellular component (GO): mitochondrion
Source: RefSeq, a predicted model, not a curated record
AUGAUUUCACAGUGUUGCACCAGGGCCCAACCAAAGGGUUUUUCUGCUGGUUUUCUCUUACGAGCUUUUUCCUCAGCCACCAAAGCAGCCGCAGGACACUCCAAGUGGCAAAAUAUCCGCCACGACAAGGCCAAAAAUGACGCCAAAAAGGCCCGAGAAGCCUACUCUUUGGCCACAAGAAUCCAAGCUUCGGUCAAAACUGGCGGUGUUGAUGGCAACGCACAGUUGGCUACGCUCAUGGAGAAGGCACGGAAGCUCAACGUAACAAAAAAAAUUAUCGAAAAUGCCAUAAAACGAGGAACUGGAGAACUUUCCGUCGACGAAGGUUCGGCCGAUGUAACCUAUGAAUUUGUUGGUCCUGGUGGAGCUGCGUUCAUCAUUGAGGCUUGCACGGACAAUAAGAACCGAACUGUGGGGUUGGUGAAGCAUGCCAUGUCGAAAUUUUCAGCGAGUAUGAGUCCAUGUCAAUACCUUUUCGAGCGCAAAGGAACGGUGAUAUUUGAGCCAUUGAGUAGCACCGAAACCAUUGAUGACGUUUUGGAGGUUGCUAUCGAUGUGGGGGCUGAGGACGUGGAGGUUUUUGAUGACGUUGAUGACGAAUAUGGAGGAGAAAGUCUCUUUAGAGUGAUUACAGAUGCUCAAGAUGUGUUUGCAGUUUCGAAUCUGCUCUCGGAAAAAGGUUACAAACUUCGAGAUUCCAAGACCCAGUUUCUUCCCGUGGGCGAUAAUGUGGUGGAGGUGCCCAGUGACCACGAAAAGCUGUAUGGAAAAGCCAUGGACUUGUUGGACGAGGUGAGCGAGAUCACCAACAUUUACACGAAUGUUAAGGUGAAGCGAGAGCAGUGA